CCCUCAGGCCGCCAUCGCAAUUACGCUCUCUGCGGCCUGCAGUUAGUGGGCCGCUGCUGGCCGAAGAGAAAGCGCCGACCGGGACCGGAGGAACUCUAGGCCAAAGGGGUGAGCCAGCCAGGAUCCCGGGACCCUUCACCGCUGGAAGCCGGCGAGAGAAAAUGAAACAGGCGGGUUUCGGCGGGGGAGGGAGGGAACCAGCGGAAGGUGUCAUGGCGGCCGUGCUCUGGGGUCACGUGCUCCGCAGGCCCGCCUUGGCACUUCCGGUCACGUGCCCUCAGAGUUCUCGCAGCCAGCGAUGGAGGCGAGACCCCCCAGUAACAGAGGCGGUGGCGGAGGCUGCGGCGGCUACUGGGUUUCAGACUCUUCCGGGCAGCGUCGCUAAGAAACGCAGCGGAACUCGGCCGGACCCAUCCCACUUUCUCACUCCCUGCCCAGGGCCGUAGCUCCCACCUGCCAGUUAUUGGAAUCUAUGAAGAAUGGUCCUCUGAUUUGUGAGAAGAAAGUAAUAGUGCUUCCUGGAAUUUAGCCGCAGAUGUAUCUGCAAAGGUUUCUUGUGUCUUACCAAGAUUGUAUCCUUUUAAUAACAAAGAUCUUAACACCUUCUAGCCAUCAUGGCAACUUCAUCUGAAGAAGUCUUGCUGAUUGUAAAGAAGGUGCGUCAAAAGAAGCAGGAUGGAGCUCUAUACCUUAUGGCAGAAAGAAUUGCUUGGGCACCUGAAGGCAAAGAUAGAUUUACCAUCAGCCAUAUGUAUGGAGAUAUUAAAUGCCAGAAAAUCAGUCCAGAAGGAAAAGCUAAAAUUCAGCUUCAGCUGGUUCUGCACGCAGGGGACACAACUAACUUCCAUUUUUCCAAUGAAAGCACAGCAGUCAAAGAGCGAGAUGCAGUGAAAGACCUUCUUCAGCAGCUGCUGCCCAAAUUUAAGAGGAAAGCUAAUAAAGAACUUGAAGAGAAAAACAGAAUGCUGCAAGAAGAUCCUGUUUUGUUUCAGCUUUAUAAAGACCUUGUUGUGAGUCAAGUGAUCAGUGCUGAGGAAUUCUGGGCCAAUCGUUUAAAUGUGAACUCAACAGAAAGUUCUUCCACAUCCAAUCAUAAGCAGGAUGUUGGCAUUUCUGCAGCAUUUCUGGCUGAUGUCCGGCCCCAAACAGAUGGAUGUAAUGGUCUGAGAUAUAAUUUAACCUCUGAUAUUAUUGAGUCCAUAUUUAGGACCUAUCCCGCAGUAAAAAUGAAAUAUGUAGAAAAUGUUCCCCACAGCAUGACAGAAAAGGAAUUCUGGACACGUUUUUUUCAGUCCCAUUAUUUUCAUAGGGACCGGCUGAAUACAGGGUCAAAGGACCUGUUUGCAGAAUGUGCCAAAAUAGAUGAAAAAGGGUUAAAAACAAUGGUUUCCUUAGGAGUGAAAAACCCACUACUUGAUUUGACAGCUUUGGAAGAUAAACCAUUAGAUGAGGGCUAUGGCAUAUCCUCUGUGCCAUCUACUUCUAAUUCUAAAUCCAUAAAGGAAAAUAGUAAUGCUGCCAUCAUCAAGAGAUUUAACCAUCACAGUGCCAUGGUCCUAGCAGCAGGUCUCAGGAAACAAGAAGCACAAAAUGAACAAAAUGGUGAGCCCAGCAGCAUUGAUGGAAAUUCCAGAGAUGCAGACUGCUUUCAGCCAGCAGUCAAAAGGGCGAAGUUACAGGAGUCCAUUGAAUAUGAAGACUUGGGAAAAAAUAAUUCCAUAAAAACGAUUGCACUAAACCUCAAGAAGUCAGAUAGGUAUUAUCAUGGUCCAACUCCAAUCCAAUCACUACAGUAUGCAACAAGUCAGGAUAUUAUUAAUUCUUUUCAAAGUAUUAGACAAGAAAUGGAAGCUUAUACACCCAAAUUAACUCAGGUUCUCUCAAGUAGUGCCGCCACUAGCACCAUCACAGCACUGUCACCUGGAGGAGCACUUAUGCAGGGAGGGACACAGCAAGCCAUAAACCAGAUGGUGCCAAAUGAUAUUCAGUCUGAAUUGAAACACCUGUAUGUGGCUGUUGGGGAACUUCUUCGGCACUUCUGGUCCUGCUUUCCUGUUAAUACGCCAUUCCUAGAAGAAAAGGUAGUGAAAAUGAAAAGUAAUUUGGAACGAUUCCAGGUUACAAAGCUCUGCCCAUUCCAAGAAAAAAUUCGAAGACAGUAUUUAAGCACAAACUUGGUAAGUCACAUAGAAGAGAUGCUCCAGACAGCCUACAACAAGCUCCACACGUGGCAGUCACGACGUCUGCUGAAGAAAACGUGAGGUGUCUGUGGCUCUUACAGGUUUUGUGAGAUUGAAAGAACUGUGACCUGCAGUGACUCUGGAAACCUGGCCUGACAGACAUGCAGAUGAUCAACAGAAGUGCAAGAAACGUCUGCACCACACCAACUCUCAGAGCUGGUGCUAUUGUACUUGCACAUUGUGAACUGAAAGGAAAGGAACUGAUUAAACUAAAAGCUGGAGAGGUAAAUUAAGGCAGAACCAAAAUGAGCUAAGUUGCAAAUAUAUAUAUAUAUAUAAAUAUAUUUUUUAAAAAGACACUGUUUACUGCAGUUACUCAGGAACUGCUUUUGAUUCAUAUUAAGCUGCUUUCAGAAAUUAAAAAAAACAAACACUUUUUAAAAGGGUGCGUUGAUAAAAUCUGAGGUUUUUGUUGUUUUCUGUGUAAAUUUUUUUUCUAAGUUUAUGGCACAGGGUACACCUUAAGUAUUUCUCCUCCAUCCACCACUUGGAUCCUCAAGUUUGUACCUUACAUCAGUAAGUUAAAGAGAGUCCUUUAAAGAGGGAGACUGUUGCUCAACCAUCAGGAAACAGUUGUGCUCAGAAGACAUCAUUGGUCCUGUGUUUCCUACGGAAAUGAGAAACAAUAAAUAUUGCACUGAAUGUUUGUGGUUUAAGUCCCUAAAUGAUAAAGAGGGAACAGAAUUUGCAGAAAGUUGUGUGGGGUUUUAUGCAGAAUUUUGUCAGAAGACAAUGGUGCUGCAUGUUCUUUGAGUGCAAAUGUACAUUGCUAAGAUUUUUUUUAAGAUGGCAUGUGCUUUGAAAAAAGGAAAUUGCAUUUUUAAAGUUUAAAAAUCUUAUGAGUGAGAAAUAUAAGAGAUCUUACUUAUUUUCACUUCUUUAGAAAAAUAAAAGAUGUUUCUCAUA
Molecule: messenger RNA, 3146 nt
Organism: Eptesicus fuscus (big brown bat)
Lineage: Eukaryota; Metazoa; Chordata; Mammalia; Chiroptera; Vespertilionidae
Gene: GTF2H1
Product: general transcription factor IIH subunit 1
Exons: 16
Coding region: 615-2261 (548 amino acids)
Biological process (GO): transcription by RNA polymerase I; transcription by RNA polymerase II; nucleotide-excision repair
Cellular component (GO): transcription factor TFIIH core complex; transcription factor TFIIH holo complex
Source: RefSeq, a predicted model, not a curated record